UUUUACUGGCCAUUCCAUGAGCAUUUUCACCUAAUGAAUCAAUUUGAUGGUUUGAUUGACCGGUAAUCUGUCAAUCUGUGUAAUACUGUAAUCAGUAAUGAGUUAUUAUAAUUCAUUGAGUCUCAGUUAACCCAAGUAUAGGCUGAGUAGGUUGAGUUCAAAUGGCAUUACAGUUAAGCGAAAUUGGGAAAUGGGAGGAACUCGACUCUUCUUAUUGGUUACAAUUGCUCUUCAUCUUCUUCUUUCUUCACUUUUCUUCAUCUUCUUUCUUGUUUAUCAUCUUAUUUAUCUUCUUCUCUCUCAUUCUGUUCUCGCCAUCCUUUUUAGCCCAAUUUUCCGCAUAUUUUUGUUUCUCAGUUUUGUUUUGUUUUUGAUUGACAGACAUCGACUUGAUCUUCAUCUUCAGAUCAUCUUUGCCAUCGUCACCAUCAUCAUCAUCCAGUCACCUUUGACCCUUUUCUUUUAUUCAGUUUACUUUGAUUCACUUUGGACUAAAUUGACUGUCAAUGGUCAAAAGGAUAAACUUGUUAUUAUGCUUAUUACCAAUUUGGAUUUAGUGACCACAGAUUUGAGGAAGAGCAAUAACAGUAAUCAUAAAAGUUCAUCAAUGUCCACUGAGUCCAGAUCACCGGGAGGAACACCUCUUGUUAAUAGCAACUCUAGCAACACCAACAACACCAACAACUCUAGUAAAUCAGAUUCGUUAGCGAAUAGACCAUCAACUGAUUUUUCAAUUGAUGCAAUUAUGGGCCGAUCUAACAAUUAUUCAAUUCAACAACAGCUCAAGAUUAUGGAUUAUCAUCACUAUCAUGGUAAAGAUUUUAUAAAGCGAGACGAAGAGCAAAGUUACGAUGAAGAAGAGGAAAUUGAUGAGAAGCAUAACAGCAAGGCUAAAAGGGCACGACGGAAAAGGACACAAUUUAGUCAGGACCAAUUGGUUUAUUUGGAGGGACUUUUUUGUGUUUGUCAAUAUCUCACUGUUGCUGAGAGGAGUAAGGUGGCUAAAGAUUUAUGCUUGUCUGAAACUCAGGUUAAAACGUGGUUCCAGAAUCGACGGACCAAAUCAAAAAGACAACGAAAUACAAUCCCGGAAAGCUCGAUUCGUCAACAUCAACAUCAGCAGCACGAAUAUCAACCUUUUAGUGCCCUCAUGGUCACUCCAAGGAAUGGUUUCACAUUUCCUUCCAGUCUCAAUUGA
This is a messenger RNA of Tetranychus urticae (two-spotted spider mite), 1198 nucleotides long. RefSeq lists its product as uncharacterized. The record is from RefSeq and is a predicted model, not a curated record. Gene Ontology annotation, molecular function: RNA polymerase II cis-regulatory region sequence-specific DNA binding; DNA-binding transcription factor activity, RNA polymerase II-specific. Gene Ontology annotation, cellular component: nucleus. Lineage: Eukaryota; Metazoa; Arthropoda; Arachnida; Trombidiformes; Tetranychidae. Gene Ontology annotation, biological process: regulation of transcription by RNA polymerase II; cell differentiation.